AAAGGAUAAAUGGAUUUCCGUUGACUGCUCUUUCAUCACACGCAUGUCGAUACUCGCGAAGAGAUGAUCUGUCUCGAAACUCGACAUUUUAAUAUCAACCGAAUUUUAUUACUUAUUGUUGGUUUGUGGCCUUAUCAACGAACGCCAUUCGUCCAGUUUCAGUUGCUUUUAUUUUUUGGUACACUGACAACUUUUAUUAUAUUUCAAUUUACAACAUUCUUGACAUCAAAAUGUACUCCGGAACUUAUUCUGAAGGUUUUCUCUACUACCUUCUUUUUUAUAUGUUUGGCGAUUAAAUACAAUUCGUUUUGGAUUAAUGGCGACAUCGUAAGAAGUUUAUUGGAACAGCUUCAAGAAAUAUGUAACGAGUUGAAAGACGAGAAUGAAAUUGCUAUUAUAGAAAAGUACGGAAGCAAAGCAAAAUAUUAUACAACUGUACUUAUACUGUUUGGUUCUUUUGGUGAAUUUACUGCAAUUUUUAUACAAAUUUGGCCAUACAUUCAAUACUUUGUUCUACCUAAUAAUGGAUCUCGAGUAAAUCAUUCAUUAUCUAUUGUGACGGAAUAUUUUAUUGAUCAAGAAAAAUAUUUUUAUUUAAGCGUAUUGCACGGAAUAGCGGCCUGUCACGUAGGGGCUAUCGCGAUGGUUGCAACAGGAUCAAUGCUUAUUGCAUAUCUUCAACACGCUUGCGGAAUGUUCAGUAUUGCCAGUUACCGUAUUAAACAUGCAGUCAAUAUUUUACAAAAAGAUGUAAAAAGUGAGAGUAAAGUUUCCAAGGAGAUAAUUUAUGCCGUACAUAUUCAUCGUAAAGCUAUGGAGUUGGUAUAUAUCCGAAAAAAAAAAUGUAAUACAUAUGAUAACAAAUAUUUUUUUCAUAUUUCAAGAGUCACCGACUUUAUGAUAUCGAACUUUGAGGGAUCAUUUUUCUUCUUGAUAGCAGUUGGGAUAUCUUGUCUUAGCCUUAAUCUUCUUCGGGUUGCGUCGUACUCCGGUAAUAUUGAACAAAUUGUUCUACCCCUUUUAAUUGUUACCAUUCUUUACGUGUAUCUGUUCCUAUCCAACUAUACCGCGCAGGAAAUUAUAGAUCACAAUGAAUAUGUAUUUGCAACAGUAUAUAACGUUGAGUGGUACGUGGCUCCAAUACAUAUACAGAAAAUGAUAUUGUUUCUGUUGCAAAGAGGAACUAAAGCCUUUUAUAUGCUUCUCGGUGGAAUAUUUGUGGCAUCGUUGGAAAGUGCCGCUGCGUUGAUGAGUACUUCAAUAUCUUAUUUCACCCUUCUCUAUUCCUCGAAGAAAGACUAAGAAAUUAAUAAUAAUAACAUAAUUAAAAUAAUAAUUAAUAUGAAAGAAUCGGUUUUAAUAUAGGGCAAGAGGAAGUAAAAGUUGAAGAUAAAAGAAAAAAAUAUUAGGACUCCAACCUUGCAUUUUAGGUAGUAUAUGCUAAAAAAAUUAAUUCCACGGUGGAAGAAAAUUAUUUUAAUGAAGAAAUCAGAUAUCUAAAUUAUAAAAACUACAAAGUAUGAAGUUGACAUUGUGUGCAAUGUAAAUUCUAUUAUUCAGAUUUUGAGUUUGCAAAAUCUUUUUGUAAAUGUAAUAAAGUUGUAUGGAUCUAUUGAAUAAAAUGCAAAAGAAAUUUUCUUUGUAA
Molecule: messenger RNA, 1645 nt
Organism: Solenopsis invicta (red fire ant)
Lineage: Eukaryota; Metazoa; Arthropoda; Insecta; Hymenoptera; Formicidae
Exons: 8
Coding region: 64-1302 (412 amino acids)
Biological process (GO): sensory perception of smell; detection of chemical stimulus involved in sensory perception of smell
Cellular component (GO): plasma membrane
Molecular function (GO): odorant binding; olfactory receptor activity
Source: RefSeq, a predicted model, not a curated record